AUGAGAGGCAAUCUAUUCAUUCAAUUGCUUCUCAUUACAUCAUCAGUAUUAGCAGUUAAAGAAUAUUUAUUCAAAACAUGUCCUCAAUCAGGAUUCUGUACCAGAAAUCGUCAUUUUGCUCAACAAGUAAGUACCACCACCAAUUAUAAAUCACCAUAUUCUAUUGAUCCCGAUAGUAUUAUCUUACAUGAUGGUGUUAUAUUUGGAGUCAUCAACAAACACCUCCCACAAGUCGAUAAUUCAACCGUUCAAUUAUUAUUUGAUAUUACUUUAGUAGAAGGAAAUUUCCGAUUUCGAUUAGAUGAAAAUAGACAAAUCUUGCGGGAAUAUCCUUCAUAUUUGAAUCAAUUGAGAUAUAAUGAGACUUCAGAUUGGGCAUUCCAACCGGGAGUUCAAUUGGAUAGAUCUAUAAGAUAUGAAAAAUUAUCUGCCGAUAAGAUUCAUUUAUCAUAUCGUAAAGAUUAUGAUGUUAUAAUUUCAUUGAAUCCAAUUAAAUUCCAAUUCAUCCAUCAAGGGAAGGAACAACUUGUGAUUAAUGAUAAACAAUUCUUGAAUUUCGAACAUCGUAGAUUGAAAUCGGAGAAUGAUUUACAUUUAUCCCCACAAGAGAUUUCAUUUGAUAUGUUUCAAGAUUCAUUCCCGGAUUCAAGUAAGGAUACAAUCCCGUUGGGGCCGGAAUCAAUUGCGAUUGAUUUUACAUUUAGCGGGUUUAGUCAUCUAUAUGGGAUUCCUGAACAUUCUGGUUCGAUGUUGUUGAAGGAUACGACCCAUCGUGAACCAUAUAGAUUAUUUAAUGUUGAUAUUUUUGAAUAUGAACAAGAUUCAAGAUUGCCAAUGUAUGGAUCAAUUCCAUUGUUGAUUGCUGCAAAACCAGAUGCUGCUGUAGGGGUGUUUUGGAUAAAUGCUGCUGAUUCAUAUGUUGAUAUUAAUUUGGAGAAUAAAGAUGGAGGUGCUGCUCAUUUUAUGUCGGAGAAUGGAUUAUUGGAUUUCAUUAUUAUUAUUGAAGAUAAUGUAGAUGAAGUUAAUCGUCAAUAUGGGAAAAUCACAGGAUAUACCCAACUCCCAGCAUUAUUUUCCCUUGGAUAUCAUCAAUGUCGUUGGAAUUAUAAUGAUGAAAAAGAUGUGUUGGAUAUUCAUGCAAAAUUCGAUAAAUAUAAGAUUCCAUAUGAUACAAUUUGGUUAGAUAUAGAAUAUACCGACCAAAAGAAAUAUUUCACCUGGAAUAAAGAAAAUUUCCCCAAUCCCAAGCGAAUGCUUUCCAAACUCGACACUACGGGGCGUAAUCUCGUAGUCAUCAUCGACCCCCAUCUCAAAGUCGACUACGAAGUCAGUCGAGACCUCAUCUCCCAAAACCUCGCCAUACUCGACUCCACCAACAACCCCUAUCAUGGACAUUGUUGGCCCGGAGAAUCCAUCUGGAUAGACACAUUCAACCCCGAAGCUCAAUCAUAUUGGAAAUCCCGUUUCGGCUGGGAUCAACCAUUCUUAGGCCCCCAUCAAGAAAACAUCCAUAUUUGGAAUGACAUGAAUGAACCCCUGGUUUUCGAUGGGCCCGAAACGACUUCGCCGAAAGAUAAUCUCCAUUAUGGAGGUUGGGAACAUCGUUCACUUCAUAAUUUGUAUGGUCUCACAUAUCAUCAAGCCACCUAUCAUGCCAUGCAAGCCCGAUUGGAAGACAGACCAUCCCGACAACGACCAUUCGUAUUAACAAGAUCCUAUUUCGCCGGUUCUCAACGGUCAGCAGCCAUGUGGACGGGUGAUAAUAUGUCGAAAUGGGAAUAUCUCAAGAUUUCCAUCCCGAUGGUGUUGACGCAUAAUAUUGUGGGGAUGCCUUUCAGUGGGGCGGAUGUCGGUGGAUUUUUUGGAAAUCCGAGUAAGGAAUUAUUAACUCGUUGGUAUCAGACUGGGAUUUUCUAUCCUUUCUUCAGAGCUCAUGCGAAUAUUGAUAGUAGGAGACGUGAACCAUGGGUGAGCGGGGAGCCAUAUGUUAGUUAUAUUAGGGAGGCGGUUAGAUUGAGAUAUAAAUUGUUAUCGGUUUUUUAUACUAGUUUCAAGAGGGGGAAUGAGGGUGGUAGACCGGUUAUGAGGCCGCUUUUCUAUGAAGCGCCGGGGAAUUUGGAGGCGUAUGGGAUUGAUGAUGAGUUUUUCGUCGGGGAUUCGGGGAUAUUGGUAAAGCCGGUGACUGAUGAGGGUGUGGAUGAGGUGGAGGUUUAUAUUCCUGAUGAGGAAGUUUAUUAUGAUUUCAUGAAUGGGAAGAUAACCAAGAGAAAGGUGGAUAAUGGGGUUGGAUAUGUGAAGAAGAAGGUUGAGUUGAAUGAUAUUCCGAUGUAUUUGAAAGGUGGGUCUAUUCUUAGUGUGAAGGAAAGAUAUCGUCGUUCUUCGAAAUUGAUGAAGUAUGAUCCAUAUACGGUUAUUAUUGCAUUGAAUAAACAAGGGAAAGCCAGUGGAGAGUUAUAUAUUGAUGAUGGAGAGAGUUAUAAGAAUGUUCAAGGUGAAUAUGUCGAUGUUAAGUUUUCAGCCGAUAAGAAUUCGAUAUCUACCAAUGUUAAAUCUGGUUCAGAUCAAUAUAUCAAAUCAAUUGAUUCUAUUCAUGUUGAAAAUAUUCAAAUUGUAGGAUUAGAUGAUAAGAUCAAAUCAAUUGAGAUUGAACAAGGAGGAGAGACUUGGAGUGGAAGAGUUGAAACAAAAGAUGGAAUUGCAACUAUCAAAAAUCCAAAAGUUAAGAUUAAUUCCAAUUGGAAGAUUUCUAUUAAUUAUAAAGAUGAUAUGAAAAGAGAUGAAUUAUAG
Hemisphaericaspora subhashii is the source of this 2787-nucleotide messenger RNA. It is a transcript of the gene ROT2, whose product is annotated as glucan 1,3-alpha-glucosidase ROT2. NCBI's taxonomy places the organism in Eukaryota, Fungi, Ascomycota, Pichiomycetes, Serinales, Debaryomycetaceae. The transcript has a single exon. The coding region runs from base 1 to 2787 and encodes 928 amino acids. The record is from RefSeq and is a predicted model, not a curated record. Gene Ontology annotation, molecular function: carbohydrate binding; alpha-glucosidase activity. Gene Ontology annotation, cellular component: glucosidase II complex. Gene Ontology annotation, biological process: N-glycan processing; carbohydrate metabolic process.